AGACGGUGGACUCAGGCAGGGUCGAGUCACGGUCCUGGUCCUGGUCCUGGUCCUGGUCCACUGUGGGAUGGACCCCGCGCACAGAGCCGUGCUCCGGAAGUUCCGGGUGGACCUGUCCGAGCAGCUGCUGGUCAGCGACUCCAUCGUUCCGUUCCUGUUCCAGGAGGGGGUCCUGAGCCCCGCCCAGGUGGAGCAGGUGGAGGCUCAGGUGACCAACAGGUCCAAGACCCUGAAGCUGCUGGACCUGCUGCCGAACCGAGGACCCCGAGCCUUCCCCACCUUCCUGCAGGCUCUGCAGGACUUCAGCUGGAUCCGAGACCAGCUGCUCCAGGAGCUGCAGACCGCACCUGGACCCGGACCCGGACCCGGACUCACAGGUGA
Austrofundulus limnaeus is the source of this 381-nucleotide messenger RNA. RefSeq names its product CARD and death domain containing adaptor protein (gene cradd). Lineage: Eukaryota; Metazoa; Chordata; Actinopteri; Cyprinodontiformes; Rivulidae. Gene Ontology annotation, biological process: signal transduction; regulation of apoptotic process. Gene Ontology annotation, molecular function: death domain binding; protease binding. The record is from RefSeq and is a predicted model, not a curated record.